AUGGAAUCCUUGUUUAGUGAUCCGAUUUUGAAGGAUAAUAAUCCUGCAGUAGUAGGAAAGAAUAAUGUUAAAAAACGUAAGCAUCGUAAUCGAUUGGACAAAGAUACUAGUACAAAGAAAAAAAAGUCAACUGCCCCACAUUUACGUCGAAAUAUUCGACCAUUAUAUACCGAAGCAAAACUACAAAAUGAUACAUUAGCAGCACAAAAAGCCGAACAAGAACGAAUACAACGUUUACAAGAAACAAAUUGUAACAGAAUAUGUCAGCAACAAGAACAAGAACAAGAACAAUUACAACAGACAUCUAACGAGAAUAAUGUUGGCGAUGCCUGUGUUAACUCUUUAAAUCUUGAACAGAACAAUAAUAAACCUUUGUUUUAUGCACAAUUAAAUCAUGGAAAUCUUGAAUAUUCAACAGGAGAAGCAAAUAUUUUUCCACAAAAAACAUUAGAGCGAAAAAUAUCGAGUGAUGAUGAUUGCAUAUUGAUUGAUGAUGAUGAUAACGAUGAUGACGAUAGUAAUGAAAAAAUAGAGACCAUCCAAAAACUUAAUGAUACAAAUAAUGUCGGAGAAAUUUCUUCUGAUGAUAGUGAUUCCGAUAUUCAAUGUGUUACUAGUGAUACAGAAAAUGUGAACGAUACAUUAAGCAAAAAAUUACAACGUUUGCAUAUCGAUGAUCGUAUGAAUAUUCCAGAUGAGAAUGGUCUUAUUUUGGUCAACGUCAAUCAUCCCGGUGAAGAUAAUGACCUGUAUAUUCCAAAACAUUUAACAUUAACAUUAAAGCCACAUCAAAUCGGUGGAAUUCGUUUCAUGUAUGAUAAUAUUGUUGAAUCAAUCGAACAACAUAAAAAAACGGAUGGUCUAGGCUGUAUUCUUGCUCAUUCUAUGGGUUGCGGAAAAACGAUACAAGUUAUUGCGUUUAUUGAUACGCUGUUGAGACAUACAGUAGCCAAAUGUGUACUGAUUGUUGUUCCGAUAAAUACAAUUCAAAAUUGGGUUAAUGAAUUCAAGCGUUGGACUCCCGAAGAACUAAUAAUCAAUGAUUAUGUAUAUAAACGUCCAUUUAGUCUGUACAUAUUGAACGAAAUUGCAAAAAAGCUUGAACAUCGAGCUAAAAUAAUUCAAAAUUGGUCAGUAAACGGGGGUGUAUUGAUUUUGGGCUAUGAAAUGUUUCGAUUAAUGGUAACAAGAAAAGGUGCGAAUGCAAGGGGUACCAAUAAAAAAAAAAGAAACAAUAAUUUACAUAUACAACAACCAGUGUUCGUUGAUCUAGAAGAAGAAAAAAAUGUUGAUGCACUAAACGAUGUUCGAAAUGCUUUGUUAUCGCCUGAUCUUAUCAUAUGUCAUCGGAUUAAAAAUCAUUUGGCUGGUGUUGCACAAGCAUUGAAAGAAGUUAAAACCCAUCGACGUAUUGUGUUAACUGGAUAUCCAUUGCAAAAUAAUUUACUUGAAUAUUGGUGUAUGGUUGACUUUGUAAGACCGAAUUAUCUUGGCAGCCGUAAAGAAUUUUCAAAUAUGUUUGAACGCCCUAUUAUGAACGGACAAUGCGUUGAUUCAACUAUAGAAGAUGUAAAAUUGAUGAAAUAUCGAGCACACGUGUUACACAGUAUAUUAGAAGGAUUUGUUCAAAGACGUGGACACGAUGUAUUACAGAGUGCAUUACCACCAAAAGAUGAAUAUGUUAUUCUAUUAAAAUUAUCUACUGUACAAAGACAAUUAUACGUCAAAUUUUUGAAUGCUAUUGGUGCAUUAUCUUAUUCAGAAAAACUAAAUCCACUAAGAGCAUUUGCCAUCUGUUGUAAAAUAUGGAAUCAUGCUGAUGUUUUGUAUAAAUUUAUUAAAAAUCGUCAAGAAGGAUCUGAUCUUGAUCUUGAUAUUGAUUUAGAAUUAAACAAUACAAAAUCAACAACAAGACAACAACGUCUUAAUCGAAAUUCUAUAAAUAGUCAAUCUUCAUUUUCGCUAACGGGUGAUCAACAACAAAUGACAACAUUUUCAAUGGAAAAAAAAGAAUUUGAUUAUGAUUUUGCUAAUACAGUUUUCAAUUCAUAUAUGUGUGGUUUAUUUUCCAGUGGUAUCAAAUUUGAAGUUGCCUUUACACUACUUGAUUUAUCGAUAGAACUCGGAGAUAAAGUUCUUGUAUUCAGUCAAAGUUUAUUAUCAUUGAAUAUAUUUGAAGAAUUUUUAUAUCAGCGACGAAUACCAAAAAGCAAUGAUCAAGUUUGGGAAAAGAAUAAAACCUAUUUAAGGCUCGAUGGUAGUACAAGUAGUCUUGAUCGAGAAAAACUAAUUAAUAUUUUUAAUGCUCCAAAUUCAAAUGCAAAAUUAUUUUUAUUAUCAACACGAGCCGGUUGUCUUGGUAUUAAUUUAAUUGCUGCAAGUCGAGUAAUAGUUCUUGAUGUCAGUUGGAAUCCUUGUCAUGAUGCACAGGCCGUUUGUCGAGUAUAUCGAUAUGGACAAAAAAAACAUUGUUAUAUUUAUCGUCUGAUAGCCGAUUAUACAAUGGAAAAACGAAUUUAUGAUCGACAAAUAGCAAAACAAGGAAUGUCUGAUCGUGUUGUCGAUGAAUUACAACCUCAAAGUCAAUUUACAAAAAAUGAAGUUGAAAAUUUAGUCAUGUUUGCUGCAGAAGAAGAAUCAUCUGUUAAUGAUAUAUCGGACAUUGAAAAAGUAUCAAAUGAUGAUGUUUUAUUAAAUAUGUGUCAAAAACAUAUUCAAUCAAUAACUAAAGUGCCAUUUACUCAUGAAUCAUUGCUCUGUGACAAAAAAGAUAAUCAACUAACAUCAGCUGAUAAACGUCGUGCACAAAGAGAUUAUCAACAUCAAAAACGAAUGCAUACCACUAGUUAUAAACAACGAUUGACCAUAGGACAAAAUUUAUCAUAUCAGGCUAGAAAUACCCCUUUUUCUUACUCAAAUUAUCUGAAUACUGAUAACCGUAUUUUUAAUCAAUCAUCAUCAUCAUCAUUAUCAUCAUCAACAACACUUGAUACCCGUUUUCCACUCCUAAACAACUGUGGUCAACAACGUUUAUCUUCAUCUUUUAUGACACCAUUGUCAAUACAUUCACAACAAACAUCAACAAGUCAAAAAUUAGAUGAAUUAAAAUAUAGCGGAAUGAAUAUACAACAAAGCAUUCUUCGAUCUCCACUCAUAGUUCAGAUUGAAGCAAGAAAACAACAAAUCAUUCCGGCAAAUACUCAAGUACAGUAUAUUCAAACAUCAAAUGGUUCAUACAUACGAACUCCCGAAGGCAAAUUUUUUGCUAUUCGUUCACCUCAAAGCACUGAAGAACAAGAACAACAACAACAACAGCGACUGCCACCAAGUUCUCUUUUUGACGACUCAUUCGAUUCUAAUCCAACAAUAUCCUCCUCCUCAUCAUCAUCAUCAACUCUAUUACCACAAUCGUCUAUAAUAACUAAUUUUCAAACUCAACCACUAUCAACUUUUUCCGAUAUAAAUGUUGAUUCACUGUAUUUUCCAUAUAAUAAUUCGUUGACAGAUCUCAACGAGCAAGAUAAUUUUAAUUUUAUUGAUAAUAUUCAAGCAGGAACAAUAAACAAUGUUGAUUCAACAUCUGAUCCACUAUCAUCAUUUUGGGAUAAUGAUUUUUUUCCAAAUACAAAUAAUGACAAUAAUUUUGCAUCUUCUCCAUUACUAGACUGUUCAGAUUUAUUUGACAAUUUCUUCGGAACAUCUGAUCUUGAAUCGGCCGAUAUUUAUCAAAAAACACUAGCAAAUAAUAAUAUCUAUAAUUCAACAGCAUUAUCUGCUUCAACAUCUCUCUGA
This is a messenger RNA of Didymodactylos carnosus, 3792 nucleotides long. Lineage: Eukaryota; Metazoa; Rotifera; Eurotatoria; Philodinida; Philodinidae. The record is from the annotation of a GenBank genome assembly.